CGCCUUUUUUUCCAAAAAACUUAACGGCCACAAAAACCGUCUUCUGACAUCAACUCAGAAUCAUCAUUCAUUGUGUGGGUGUUUUUGUUGCUCAGAGAAGAUGCUGAAAACUACUAGUAGCUGUAGUAGCAGAGCAGCUAUUUCUCUAGCCCCAAAUUCUCUUUCCAAAACCCUAAUUUCUUCCAAUUUCGUCGUCAAACCUAGAAAUCUCUCCUAUUUUUCCCGCCAAUCUCUCCAUUUUCUAUCCCUCAAAUGCUACAACAAUAGAAAGUUUAACAGUAAUAGAAUGGCGAAGAAUUUCUCCCCUCGUGCUUCAGCUCAGCAAUUGAAGAAUCCUGACGAGCUAAUUGAUUCUGUUGAGACUUUCAUUUUCGACUGCGAUGGUGUUAUAUGGAAAGGGGAUAAACUAAUUGAUGGAGUCCCAGAAACACUUGAUAUGCUGCGGUCAAAGGGAAAACGACUGGUUUUUGUGACCAACAACUCAACCAAGUCUAGGAAGCAAUAUGGAAAAAAGUUCGAGUCACUUGGGCUUAGUGUCAAUGAGGAGGAAAUUUUUGCAUCAUCUUUUGCUGCUGCAGCAUACCUCAAAUCAAUUGAUUUCCCGAAAGAUAAGAAGGUUUAUGUAAUAGGCGAGGAUGGCAUCUUGAAGGAGCUAGAGCUUGCUGGAUUUCAACACCUUGGUGGUCCGGAAGAUGGCAGUAAAAAAAUAGAACUGAAGCCUGGUUAUCUGAUGGAGCAUGAUGAAAAUGUUGGUGCAGUUGUGGUUGGAUUUGAUCGAUACUUUAAUUACUACAAAGUCCAGUAUGGAACACUAUGUAUCCGUGAAAAUCCUGGGUGUCUCUUUAUUGCUACAAAUCGUGAUGCCGUUACUCAUCUUACAGAUGCUCAGGAGUGGGCAGGUGGUGGUUCAAUGGUUGGAGCUCUUUGUGGAUCUACUCAGCGAGAGCCCGUUGUUGUAGGGAAGCCCUCUACUUUUAUGAUGGAAUAUGUCGCAAACAAGUUUGGUAUUUCCAAGUCCCAGAUAUGUAUGGUUGGGGACAGACUGGAUACUGACAUACUGUUCGGACAGAAUGGUGGCUGCAAAACACUUCUUGUUCUAUCAGGUGUGACUAGUUUGGAAACACUUCAAAGCCCCAACAAUUCUAUCCAGCCAGAUUUUUACACCAACCAGAUCUCGGACUUUCUUUCACUUAAAGCUGCAACUGUUUGAGCAUGUAAGCUUCAAAAGGUUACGAGGAUAACGUGAACACCAAUAAAUCCGAUCUAUAAGAUAUAUAUGUAUUUGAAAUAUCGAAAUAUGCUUCCAGCUGAUUUUUCAAGCACAGGAGGCUUCCACUUUCCAGGGAAAGCUGCUCGAACUCCAGCAUUGUAGUUUACCAUUCAAUUUUUACUAAUUUCUUUUCCACUUGUAUGAUAACUGUAUAUGCUGAAUUCAACAUAUCUUCUUUUUCUCGAUUGAGUAAAUAAGAUUAAAUCUAUUACAGA
Molecule: messenger RNA, 1485 nt
Organism: Beta vulgaris subsp. vulgaris (sugar beet)
Lineage: Eukaryota; Viridiplantae; Streptophyta; Magnoliopsida; Caryophyllales; Amaranthaceae
Product: phosphoglycolate phosphatase 1A, chloroplastic
Exons: 12
Coding region: 101-1210 (369 amino acids)
Molecular function (GO): phosphatase activity
Source: RefSeq, a predicted model, not a curated record